UAAACCCAAGAGAAACAUAUCAAAAUGCACAAAUGUUGCUUGGAUCUUGGUGAAGUGUAAUUUGGUUCCACAUAUGUCUAGUAUUUUCCAGAAAUAUUUACCCGAAUAAGCAAAAGAUGUUAUUCAUUAUAAGUUGACUAGGACUGGUAAACUGUUAUCCUGUUAGCGGUGUAACCAAUAAUGAAGGCUUAACUGGUGGUUAAUAGUUACAUCGAUAACCGAUUAAGUAGUUUACGGUCGGUCUCGGUAGCCAAACUCAACUAAUUACUAAUUGGUAGUUAAACGGUUAAUCGACUAACCAAUUACAAUCAUUCUCAUAGUUAGAGCAAAAAAUAAAAGGCAUCGCUGAGCCGCAGGCAUAGGCUAAAAAUAAUAGGAUGUUUGAAGGCCUACUAGAUCUCUUGCCUACCCUCGUAGCUCUAAUAAGGCUCUGCCCAUCUUGUACCACAAAAAUCCUUUUUAUCGGGGGUUCGACUAUUAGUCGACUUCCACACUUUUCUUGUUUCUUCUGUAUGACUGUUCGAUCAACUCUUUGGCUUAAACAAAAAAUAGAAUCCAUAUUUUCAUUAAUAUGUCUAAUCACUAUUACCAAACACAAAACUUUUCAUAACCGCAUUCAAAUAAUCUUAAGAGUUUAAACCUUUAGAUUCAAACUCAUAUUCUCCAACAAUCUCUACAAAUCAAUCCACGAGACUGAAAUCCUCCUACUCAUCACUUUCAAUUCAUCAAUUUGAAUGCAUUAUUCAUAAUUAUUUAAAUUAUUUAAUAUCAGUUGUUAAUGAAGAAGGAAAUUGAAAAAAGUAAUGGAAAGACAACUAAAACAGUAAACAAUAAACAGUGAUGUUACAUCCGUUUUGGGAAUAAUUUCAGAGCAUAAAAAUCCCCCACUCCCACUCUCUUUGUACAACUACAAGCACUCCAUUUUCUUCUCUGGAUCUCCGAAGAAAAUAUACAGGAAAAUCUUCUGAUCAGAUCUUUAGAUUCGAGCCUGCGAUUCCCGUUCUCUUGUAAUCUGCAGCCCAUCGAAUAAAUCCUCCGUAUCGUACGUUUCUCCCCAUUUCAGCUAGAUCGCUGAUUGCUUUAUAUGUCUCUGCUUUCUGUUAUUCUUCACUGUGCGAGCUUCUUUCGCUCGAUAAUUACUUCCCUCUGCUUGAUUUUUUCCCCCUUCUUUCUGUGGCUGAUUACGUCUGGUUUAUUUUCUGUUGGUGGCUCUGGUAAAGGUAUAAGAGCAAACAGCAUGCCGUGGACAUCUUCUUUUGUGAAUUUCAACCGGAGCUGCGUUCGCUUGGUGGUCUUUUUCCGGGUGAUUCUGUAAUUUUGGGUUUCGGCUUUGCUCGUAAGUUCUCUCUUGGACGCUCCUUUAGAUAUGCAGGCUUUUACUUUUUAACCUGAUAUACCAAUAUUAUUUGUAUUUCAGCCACGGCGGUGGACUCUUUUGAGUGAUUUUGGUUGAAGGAAGUAUUAAGAGUGAUAUUGUUUGUUUAUGUCUGAGUAAUGAAUUGUCUUGCUCUACCAGUGUGACUUGGUGGGCUUGAACUAUUAAGAUUGGGGUUCACAUUUCGCUUGUUUUGUUGUUAAUCAAGCAUUCACUUUUCGCUUGAUGCUGCAGGUACUUUUGGUUGAUUUCAAGCGUGCAUUUAGAUUGCAUAAGUGGGUUCUAGAGUGAUAAUGUACUUAGGGGUUAAACAACUUCGUGGAGUGAAGCAAGUAGGGAAGACUAAGAUGAGUGCUCGGGUUGCUGCAUAUUACCAAGUGAUGCAAAUUUGUCAGGUACAAGCGUUGUACUUCAUUAGAUCGAACUUUGGCUCGUGGAUUCACUUACGUAUUAUUCCUACUAAUGUUGGCCUGUAAACUGAUAGAAAAUAUAAAAAGCUAUUAUGAUUCUCCUUUGGUGAUUAUAUUGAUCUCUUAACUCUUAAGAGGUAGCUUACUCCUAGUUCAUUAUUCCUUAUAAGUUAUUAUUUUCCUGGACCAUUACCCAUGAUGCCUGUACUUUUGCUCUAUUCUUAUUGAUGCAGGCUGAAUAUUUCCGUCAGUUGCUGAAACCUGUUACGUAGUAUAGAACAGCAGAGACUUCGAUGUUAAUUGGGAUUUUGGGGACAAAUCUCCAUCUGGUUGUGUUCAUAUUAUAUAAAAAGGGCAGUGCAGGAGAUAGUAGUUUGAUGGUGGUGGUUUUUCAUAUGCCAUAGACAGCUGUUGUUAAGCCAAAGAGGUUGAUAACUUGACUAGCUAGUGUUCAUCACUUGCAAAAUCAAAUAACUGCCUGCUUAUAGAGCAUAAAACCAACCCAAUUUCUUGCUGCUGACGAAAGGGAUUCUGAUGCAUAGAGACCAGAGGUUCAACCGGAAGGCAGUGGGACCUCCACUUGCUAAUCAAGGGGGUGACAACUAUAUGCAUCUCCCACUUUCAUCUUCCUUUCCUGAGAACAUACCUCCAGCUGCAGAUGACUUGUUGCCUAUAUAUGGUGUUGAAUUUCAGCCAUCUGAGGUCUGCCCAAGGAAUUUCGUAAUUGUUGAUCAAACUGAUCAUCACAGUCAAAUAAUGUUCAACCCUGAAAUUGGCCACAAAUUCGCUGCUCCCAACUUCAAUAUCCCCUCAAGUUUCAUUCACGAGAGGAGCUUUAUGGGGAAAGAAGAUGCCCUUGAUCUUGAGAAGGAGUUGUCAACGUGGAAGGAAGAUUCUGAUGAUAUUGAUGCACUGCUAAGCUUGGAUGUGGACGAUGAUGGUGAUGAUGAAGUCAAGGAUGAAGAUGAGGUCAGCACUGCAAGGACAUAUGGGAACAGCUCUCCUGAUUAUUUUAGCAACUACUACCAUCACAACAACUCUAGGAGCAAUGUUUGUUCAUCUGUUCAAAAGUCAUUCGCUGGGGGUAGUAGCAGCAACAGCAGCGAGAAGAAACAGUUAAAGAUGAAGAGGAUGGUGAAGGCACUGAAGGGAAUCAUUCCUGGUGGGGAGCAAAUGAAUACCGUUACCACUAUAGACGAAGCAGUCAAGUAUCUCAAAAUGCUCAAGGUUGAAGCACAGAAGCUUGGAGUGGGGAAAUUUAAAGACUACAACUAAUAACCUAGCCCAAUCGAUUCUCUAGUUCAAUACAGGUAACGUCAUAAACAGUCAGUCACUCCUCUUACCUUCCUUUAGGCAGGUUUGGCAUCAGCAGCAGAAUAAUGACAGCACGUUUACCUUGGGGCUUUUAGGUUGGUUUUCAGCAAACCACUUUUAUAAAUCUGCAGUUUGUCAUCGUUAAGCGAUGAUGAUCUCAGUUGUCAGUCGCAGAUCAUUUAUGUAAACUACAUGUUAUGUACUCCCAUAUAUUGAUCAAGAAGACAGGGGAUGACCAUCCAUAGGGAACUUCUCUACUCUGCUUGUCUAUCUCUCUUCAGUUUGUUACUGAUACUUUUUAUGAAGCCGUCUUGUAUCGUACUCCUUGACUCACUAUUAAAUAAUGUUCAAGAUUUGACACAGAGUCUCAAUCAUUAUGCUUAAGUCCUUCACCUUGGUUCUGGAAUAUGAUUUCUCCUAGUUACCAUAUAAUGCUCGUCUUCUCCAUAUCACACUAAGAAUCUCUGAAUCUAUAUAGUGUAUUGUUGUCACCUGCAUCAUGUGGUUGGGAGAUUAGAGGCAUGAAGAUCACAAACUGCGCAGUUGCUAAUUUCCCCCCUUUAAAUCUGUUAUUGUAGUGCCUAGCUUACUGUCCCCCUAAAUAGAAAAGGCUGUGGAGUGGUCUGAGUGGAGCACCAGAAUGAUACAAUAUGUACACACAGUAUCUUUUGUCUAAGUGUUGGAUUCAAGUGGGGCUAAAAGCUCUUUUUUUUUUUUUUUUUUUAUGAAGUGGCUUAAGUGGGUCGUCCAUCACUUUUAUGUUGGCUUUCUCAGAUCUGUGUCACUUUCUUUCCCUGGUCUUCUUCUGUACCUUUUUUCAAGUAAAAUGCUGCUAUCCCAUCCUUGCUUGUCCUUUUGUAUAUCCUUCCUUGUGUGGUGGAAUGAGAUUAGGACGUGGGAGAGAGAUCACUCACUGUCAUGCAUGCAUGGAUUUUGGCCCUUUUCUCUUCCUUGUCUGUAUUUUCCGAAGUGCAGUAAAAUUGCCUUGCAAGUGGCGCACCACUUUUUUGUUUGUCAAUUGUGCAUUCCCCACCGCCACCACCACCCUUUUUUGGGGUCGCUAUUGGAGGCUGAAACUUGGUCGAGUUGGGGAUAUCGAUUUGCUUAUUUCACUGUCAUGGAGUUGAUUCAGUGGUUUUGGUGCUUUAUAGUAGUGACCCAACUUGGGUUUUCACUUUUUUUUUCAGUUAGUGUUGGGUGGGUCAAUUAGGUCGUUUGCCCCAUUUUUUGCAGGUAGGUAACGGGUCAAUUUGGUGGUUUCUUUAAUUGUGGAGACAAUAAGGUAUGGGUCUAAUUCUAUGAUGGCUGAACUUAGUAGUUACCCCCAUACACGGUGCUAUUGGACUCUUGGCUGGAAGGUGCUGCUGUGGGCAAUAGUUUUUGGUGCUUCUCUGAGGUCAGCUCUCCUUGCUAGUUAUUCCUGCAAUUGGCACUGGUCAAAGUAUUAUUUCUCAUUACUACAGAUGUGUGAUGAUGUGAAUGGAUUGAUGGCUUGAUAUUUUUUGUCUUCAAAUUGGAUCAAAUCAGUGUUUAUGAGACGAAUAUGACUGAAAACUGAACUCGUGUAUUCAAUUGAUUACUCAAGGGGGCUUGGGUUCUAACUAAGUGGAAGAACGUGUGCACGAACCCAGAAUGCUGCUAUUGAGCGACCAUACAUUUUGUUACUCUAAUUCAUUGAUUCUCGACAGUCUUUAAGACACCAUCUGAUCUUGUUUUGCUUCCAGGCAGGAAUGUGUAACUGAGAACCCUUCCAUUCAUUUGCUUGGCCCAGGAGAGCAACGAUCGCCAGGACGAAACUUGCCCAACUUCUGGGAAACUAAAAUAUCUCAGUGAAGCACCAAUUGAACGUGGAACGUAAUGCCAUAGCCUGUCUCCUACAAUGAUCGUGUGGAACUUUGUAAGCUGCUUGAUCAACAAUCCCCAAGCUGUCGCAACCAUUCACUGCAAACUUCACUUUCUUGCUCCUUCCAGCUCUCACAAACACCCGCCGGAACCCAAUCACCUGCUUCAAAUGGGCUCCGGCUACCCCCUUAUGGUGAUCUCGUUAUUGGUGGAAGAACACUCGACUCGACUGGUUACAGGGUGCGACAUUAAGGUCAACCUGAAAGUUUGCAUGGAUUCUAGAGUGCAUCAAAGGUACUCCGGACCUUUCAGUGAAAGCUCAUUGUUCCUUCUUACAACCCAAAAUUAUCGAUGAGCCUGCUGCAGAUCUAUAUCACUGAAAAAGAACUCUUCCACGAAGGGGGAAAAAGAGACUUUUCACUACCCGACUUCCAAAUUACAGUAAAAUGAAAAUAAACAGCAUCUGAACUGCAUUGGAUAAAGUAUCCACAGCACAAGUCCUCUGGAGAGCCAGAAAUAUACCGCUAAACUCAACUCUUAAGAACAAAAUUUUCUUAUCAUACUGAACAGAAGCAAAGAAGUCGCACCAAUUUUGGUGACAUCUUAUGAGUUUUUUGCUUGAAAAAGAAUCAUAAACAAGCAUCCUGCGAGCAUUAUAAAACAAUGCUAGCAGCUGAAUGUCAGGUUAAGCUAGGCUGGAUCAUCCGGGAAAAUCAGACUAGGAGGGAGGGAGGGAGGGAGAAACAAUAAAGAGGUAUAAGAAAUAAAUGUUCAAAAAGCUUCUGUUAUUUACAUACAGAAGUCAGAAGCAAUGGUUGGCAGACAAAACCUUGCGGUUUGUCUUCCCCUCAUCUGCUUUCGUUUCCCAUUCUUUGGUUGUGAUCAUCAAUGGAACUUCACCAUUCGAACUUUCUUGCAACAAUUCUCCAGAUCCAGUCAGCAAGACUGUUCAGGUUAGUCCUUCCUCCCUCCAACUAUAUUGGACUGGCUCUCGAUACCUGCACUCGAAAACCAACAGUUAUCCCAUCCGUCUGCCCUGGUUUAAAUUUUCUCGUCUCAAGUAACCACAUCCUUCCUAUUUGUAUCAGGUGUGCAGAAGAACACAGAUUAAGACAAAGGAACUAAAUACAAAUCUCCUUG
This is a messenger RNA of Linum trigynum, 6081 nucleotides long. Lineage: Eukaryota; Viridiplantae; Streptophyta; Magnoliopsida; Malpighiales; Linaceae. The record is from the annotation of a GenBank genome assembly.